CCACUUGUGAUGGUCAGCAGCGAUUCCCGUCUGUUUACACCGCUCUUAUUCCUCUUUAGCACAUGAAAAUGAGUUAUCCUGCAACAUGACGAACUGAUUUCAAGUAGUUUAGAGGUCUGCAACUCUGGGUUGGAGAAAAGCUGGGAUGGCCUCUAAACUAUUUGACAGACUUCGGCGUACGCUGUUUAAAGAGGGAGAACUUUCUUCUGAGUCGGACUGUCAGGGCACGGAUGAUUUUCCAGAGUCUUCUGAACUUGAGGAUGAUAUAGACGGCGUGUCGGCCAGGCUUGGAGGGACACUGUGCUUUGAGGGUGAUGGGGUCUUGGACUCAGAGGACGCUGGGGACGCGUCAGGGCCAGACAGCGACUCUGACUUUUUUGGAGAGUCCAUCGAUAAUGCUUGUAGCAGCACAGAGACCAGCCCAAUAGGUCCUUCUCCAAAGUCCUCAAACAUUCUCACCAGACAACUGCAAGAAAACUGGCGAAGCUCAAGAACUCGGUGCAUUCCUGAAAAACUCAUUUUUGAGGUGACUGACGCCAGUGUUGUGCACGAGACAAACUCCAAGUAUGUGCUCUACACAAUUCACGUCAUCCACGCUGGGACGUUUGACAAAACCCCCGCUGUCAUCACACGCCGCUACACUGACUUCGAACGUCUCCACAGCCGAUUGCGCCGCCGUCACGGGGACGACAUGGAUGGCGUUUACUUUCCACGCAAAAAACUGCGCAAAAAUUUCGCCGCCGAGACCAUCGCCAAGCGCAGCCGGGCCUUUGAGCAAUACCUGACUCACCUUCACUCCCUGCCAGAGCUGCGAACCACACCGACAUUCCUGGAGUUCUUCUACCUGGGCGACCUCCGUGCGGGACAGAUGCUAAUGCGAGUGGGACGCUACCAAGAUGCGUUACACUCUCUUCUCAAUUCCUUGCGGCUACAGGAGAAAUUGGGAUGCCAUCAGCUUCUCCAGCUCAACCAGCUUCAGAGGGUUCACUGGUUCUUCACGCUGUCCGCAUUGGUGACCUGCUUCCAGGAUCUAGAGCAGCUCAAUGAGGCUCAGGAACAUUGCGAUCGAGCGUUGCAAGAUUUAGCACCUACCCAGGAGGCUUUGCAGCAGCAUCAGUUGCACCCAUUGCUUGUUCCGCUUCUUCAAUCCAACGUCCGGCUGUCCUGGAAGAUCUCGAAGGAUAAGAGGCGCUGGGAGGCUCUUCUGCAGGAGAUCCAGGAGCAGGGGAUUGAUAUCGGGAAUCAGCCCAAUCUAAAGGAGUGUCUUAUUAAGGAGAGCAUUGAGGAUAGCGAAGGGCCGAUCAGGGCUAAAAAAACUGAAGAUGUCCUGUAAGCAUUAACCAGUGUUUUUAUAAAUAUAUAUAUAUUAGUAUUAAUAGUUAUGAGGGAUGCUUUUGAAAGCAAUAUUUUGUAUGUAUGUAUGGUUGUUUACUAAAAACCUGUGGAAUUGAUACUAACUCUUUUAAUGCACAAUAUGUAUCACUUUAAAUGCAUACAUUUCACGGGCACUUUUCUAUAGUAUUUGUUAGACUUUUUUUUAUUAUUUGGGGCACUAAUUAAGAUUCAGUUCUGUAACAUUAGUUAAUGAAUUGGGUUUUUUUAACUGAACUAUGAGCAAUACUUAAUUAAUUUAUUAUUUUGGUUGAUGUUACUUUCUAAAUGGCCUCUCACUCUCUCAUUUAAAUGAAAAUUUUCUAUAGCAUAGAAUCUAGAACAAAUCCUCAGCUCUGCAGAGUUUAGAUCCAACCACCUCCAACUCACACCUGCUUAAAAGUGUAGUCUUGAUUAGUUGGAUCAGCUGUGUUUGCAGCAAUACUGUGCAGCCCUCCAGGAACUGAGUUUAUGACCCAUGAUCUAGAGGUAAUUUAACAAAAAAAAACUUAGUCCAAAAAUUAGUAGCCCAAACUUAUGUUGGGCACAAAUUGAAAUAAAAAAUUGAGAAUGAGAAAAUGAGAAACCUAUAUAAUAAG
Messenger RNA from Danio aesculapii, 1970 nucleotides. Its product is annotated as sorting nexin-21-like. Gene Ontology annotation, molecular function: peptidase inhibitor activity; protein binding; phosphatidylinositol phosphate binding. The record is from RefSeq and is a predicted model, not a curated record. NCBI's taxonomy places the organism in Eukaryota, Metazoa, Chordata, Actinopteri, Cypriniformes, Danionidae. The transcript is spliced from 4 exons. The coding region runs from base 146 to 1333 and encodes 395 amino acids. Gene Ontology annotation, biological process: innate immune response; antibacterial humoral response; protein transport. Gene Ontology annotation, cellular component: extracellular region; early endosome membrane.